Molecule: messenger RNA, 12391 nt
Organism: Gekko japonicus
Lineage: Eukaryota; Metazoa; Chordata; Lepidosauria; Squamata; Gekkonidae
Gene: SPEG
Product: SPEG complex locus
Exons: 42
Coding region: 175-10365 (3396 amino acids)
Biological process (GO): protein phosphorylation
Molecular function (GO): protein binding; protein kinase activity; ATP binding
Source: RefSeq, a predicted model, not a curated record
GCGUCAAUGCCCCCUGGCAGGUACCCAGCGACUGGGGGUCACGCACAGAGAGGGUGAACAUCAAGCAAGGGGAACGGCUGCUGGGGGGCUUUGCUGGGCUGCUGGGGGGCUGCUGUGGGAUAGAACGGCAACCACAGACCCCGCAAACGGCUACUGAGUUCUCAGGCCCCAGCCAUGAAGACCUCUCAGGGGCUGAACAGACCCAGCCAGGCCGCAGAAGAGGCCGGGGGGACAGGGCGGGGCUCGGGGAGGGCUCCCCCAAGCCCGGCCAUCCCUCCUAAGAGAGCAAAAGUGGCAACGGAGCAGGGGGACCCCGCUGCCCCCGUCUUCCUGCAGGAGCUGAAGGACACCGUUGCCCGCGCUGGCCACAGCAUUCUGCUGAGGGUGGUGGUGGCUGGCAGCCCCUGGCCACAUCUGAGCUGGUACAAAGAGAAGGUGCCCGUUGCCCAUACUGAGCAGGAGGAGAACGAGGCAGAGGAGCACGGCGGCUUCUGGAUCCGCAACAGCAAAGUGACGGACGGCGGGGUCUACUCUUGCGUAGCCAGGAAUGAGCAUGGCGAAGCCGUCACCACGGCCACGCUGACAGUCACAGGCACGGAAGACUCGGAGACAGGAGAGGAAGAUGCCAGCAGCACACAGGUGACCCAGCGCAGCCAGCUCCAGGAUGAGACAACCUACAGCUCCCCUACAGGGGAGUCAGACACGCUGGUGGAUGCCUCCAUGAAGACAACUCCGACCUCGGUGCCAGGCCUGUCUCAGACAGAUGAGCACUCCAGUUGGCCAGGGAGCCAGACUACAGUCUUGGAGAAGGAUCCAGAUGCUGGUCCCACGGUGAGGGGACCCAACCUGCACCCCAGCAUUCCAAGUAGCCUCCCCCAAGGUGGGUACCGGAGGGAUGAUAGCAACAAGAGCAGCAAAGCCAGCACAAAUACCCUCCAUCCACCUGUACAGAAACCUCCUCUCCAGCGGCCAGUGUCCCCCCGGGCAGGACAGUGCCCAGCCCAACCACCUGGACCCAGCCGUGGCCCCACACCACCAGUGGCUCCUCGCAGGAAGUUGCUAAUGCCUCCUGAGUUCCAAGAUACAGCAUCAGAGGAGUUUGAUGAGAAGCUGAAGCGCCCUAAGUCAUCUGGCUACUCUCAGACUGGCACGGGGGAAUCACGGCCCCAGACACCACUGAGCGAGGCCUCCAGCCGUGUGUCCGUCCUCCGCCCAUCUCCCAAGCUGCCACGGUCAGGUUCCAAGAUCUUCGACAAACUCAAAUUCUUUGAGGAGCGUAGGAAAAGCCUGGAACAGAAUGAGAACCCUUUUGCCGGUCACACAUGGCUACCACUACGGAAGACACGCUCAUUUGAUCAUGGUGGCUUUGACAACGCUACUCCCUUCUUGUCAACUGGCUCUCAGGAGGACUUGCAAGAGGACGCCCACUCAGAAUGGGGAGGUGUGGCCUGCCGGCGCCACGCCUUCCAUCAAAAGGCAGCUUCCCUGGAUGAGCGUGGCCGCUUCUCCAGCCAUGUGUAUGACCUUGAGCACAAAUUUACCGAGGAACUUGGCCGCAUCAAGCGCACUGUGUCUCAGCAGCAGCUCCGACGAUCACAAGAACUGUUUCAGUCACCCUCUCCGCGUACCACCACUGAGCCUCUUGGCCCCCGAGUUCCACCACCACGAAAGCUGAAACCACUCAAGGCUUUGCCACCUACAGAGAAUGCACAUGGUGUGCAGCAGCUGGUGUUGUCUAGCGUGGGGUUAGUAGGACCCAGAGAUGAGCCCAAGGGGAUACAGAAGCCUCUGUCAAGGAGCGGGGCAACAGGUGAGCCAACUGGAGAACAGAACAGAGGCGGUAGGGAAACUGAGAUGAAUGGACAGGAUCUGCGGCAGAAUGUGGAACAAUGCCCACUGUCCUGUGCGGCCCCAUUGGGACGGAGAGACCUAGCAUGGACUGGGCCUCUUGAAGGUACUGAUGACGCAGAUGGGGGCUCUGUAAACACGUCAAAGGGGAGCCAUGAAUCAAAGGGUCCCGGUGCGGCCUCCCAUGUCCAGAAAUGGGAAUCAAGCCAGGAUGGACAUUCUCAGCCCUGGAUCAAGACUGGAACAGAAUCAGGCACAGAUAAAAGCAGGGCAGGAACCUAUGUCACAAGCAGAGAGUCGGAGAGAAAGACUGGGAAAGUGUCAGAGAAAAAGGGCAAUUCAUUGCAACCUCCAGAAGGGAAGAGUGCACGGAGCAGAGGAAAAGGCCGCCGAUCCCACAGACUGUCACCCGAACCAGAAUCUUCUGAUGAUUCCUACAUCUCAGCGGGUGAGGAUCCACUGGAGGCACCCAUCUUUGAGAUCCCUGUCCAGGAUGUGAUGGUCACCGCUGGAACUGAAGUGCUGCUAAGAUGCAUCAUCACAGGCAACCCUUCCCCAGAAGUAUCAUGGCGGAAAGAUGGGGUCCCCUUCCAGAGCAGCACUGCGCGCCCUAUCAAAGCAGAGGGCGAACGCCACACCCUGCUGGUCAAGAGUGCCCGUGUGGCCGACACUGGCCUCUACACCGUGUGUGCCACCAACGAAGUGGGCGAAGCCUGCUGUAGUGCCAUCUUGACUGUGCGGCCAGCUCCCCCAGAGACGCACAGUCGACUGGCACCUCCCCAUGAGCUCAGCAGUCCUGUCACAUCGGAUGAAGAGUACCUGAGCCCCUUGGAGGAGUUCCCUGAAGCUGGCACUCCUCGGCAUCAACGUGUCAUGAGAGUGCAACCCCGCUCUGAGAUCAGCCCUGUACACGUGGGCAUCAACUUCAAGGCUCCACCAUCCUUUGAGGUGGCACUGAGUGACCAGACAGUGCUGGAGGGACAAGAUGUGGUCUUCCGCAUUCAGGUGCGGGGGGAGCCUAAGCCCCUUGUGCACUGGCUGAAGAACCGGCACCCGAUCAAGUACGGGCGGCGCAUUUCUGCCGUGGAGGAGGAGGGUGGCUCUUUUUGCCUGCAUAUCCGAAUGGUGGAGUGCACUGAUGCUGGCUAUUAUGCCUGCAAGGCCAUCAAUGAGUAUGGUACCAAGCAGUGUGAGGCCAAGCUUGAUGUGCAAGUGCACCCUGAGACCCAGUCCCUGGCCGUGCUGGCACCCCUGCAGGACGUGGUGGUGGGGGCUGGGGAUGCGGCUACCUUCGAGUGCCUGGUGUCUGGCCCGCCGGAUGUGGAUGUAGACUGGCUGUGGCGGGGGCGCCUGCUCCAGCCUGCCUUGCUCCAGUGCAAGAUGCAUUUCGACGGGCGCAAGUGCAAGCUGCUGCUUACCUCUGUGCACGAGGAUGACAGUGGGGUCUACACGUGCAAGCUAAGCACAGCCAAAGAUGAGCUGACCUGCAGUGCCAAGCUGACAGUGUGGCCGUCACGCCAGCCUCUCUUCACCCGCAAAUUGGAAACGGUGGCCGUGGUGGAGGGACGGACUGCGCGGCUGGACUGCAAGAUUAGUGGGGAACCCCCACCGACUGUCGUCUGGACUCACUUUGGCCAGCCUGUGCAAGAAGGGGAAACCACACGCUUGCAGCAAGAUGGGGGGCUGCACUCAUUGGUCCUCCUACACGUGAGCUCUGAGGAUGAGGGUCAGUAUGGGGUGAGUGCCAGCAACAAGCACGGCCGGGCUGAGUGCACCGCAGAGCUGUAUGUGGAGGAGCCACGCCCUGCGGCUAGUUCCCAGAUCUCCAAGCUGGAGAAGAUGCCAUCUAUUCCGGAGGAGCCAGAACAAGGAGAGAGUGAAGUCGAGCGUUUCACCAUGCCUGACUUCUUGCGGCCACUGCAUGACCUGGACGUGGUAGAAUCCAAGGAGGCUGUUCUAGAGUGUCAAGUGGCUGGGCUACCCUACCCUUCCAUCACCUGGUUCCACAAUGGCCGGCGCGUUGAGAGCACAGAUGACCGAAGAAUGAUGCAGUACAAGGAUGUACACCGCUUGGUUUUCGUUUCUGUCAGCCAUGCCCAUGCUGGGGUUUAUAAAAGCGUCAUUGCCAACAAAGUGGGCAAGGCCACCUGCUAUGCACACCUCUAUGUCACAGAUGUGGUACCUACUCCCCCAGAUGGGCCACCCACCAUAGCUACUAUCACUGGCCGAGCUGUCACACUGCAAUGGAACAAGCCCAAGUGGCUGGACUCCACUAUUGAUCCUGCCUCUGUCACUUACACCCUCCAGCAGCAGAUCCUGGGCACCAGCCACUGGACUGUUUUUGCUACGGGCGUGCGUGAAACCAGCUAUACCAUUCUGGCUCUGACCAAAGGUAUCCGGUACUUGUUCCGUGUCCUGACGACAACAGCCAAAGCCAACAGCAAGCCCUCUCCUCCCAGUGACCCUGUGCAGCUCCUUGACCGUGGCCCGUACCUAGAAGAGGCCCCCAUGAUCCUGGACAAACCAGAUGUGGUCUAUGCCGUAGAAGGGCAACCCAUCUGCAUCACUGUAACCCUCAACCACGCAGAGGCGGCUGUCAUCUGGAGAAGGUCUGGUGUGGUGAUAAAAGAUGGUGACCCCAACUGGGAGAUGAGCAUGCCUGACGAUGACCAGCAUUCACUGCGGUUCUUCCAGGUUGGCAAGGGGGAUGUGGGGGAACUGACCUGCGAGGUGAGCAACCAGCAUGGGUAUGACCACUGCUUCAUCAGCUUGGAGCUGGCAGAGGCACCCUGCUUCGAAUCAAUCAUGGAAGACAUUGAAGUUGGGAUGGGUGAGACACCACAGUUUGCUGUGGUGGUAGAGGGCAAACCUCUUCCUGACAUCAUGUGGUAUAAGGAUGAGGUACUCUUAACUGAGAGCAACCAUCUGAGCUUCGUGUAUGAAGAGAGUGAAUGCUCACUGGUUGUCCUGAACACCACAGAGCAAGACAGCGGAGUCUAUACAUGCACUGCACGCAACCUGGCUGGAGAAGUGUCUUGCAAGGCUGAGCUUGUGGUUCGUCCAGCUGUACCAGAUGCUGAUGCUGCACGGACAGAAGAAGAAUCACACACAACCCGUCGCCUGGCUGACUAUUAUGAUGUACAUGAGGAGAUCAGCAGGGGAGCCUUCUCAUAUGUGCGGAGAGUGACUCAGAAGAGCUCUGGUUUGGCCUUUGCGGCCAAGUUCAUCCCCUGCCGUGCCAAAGCCAAGAAAUCAGCACGCCGUGAACUUGGCAUCCUAGCUCAGCUGGACCACGAGCGUAUCGUCUACUUUCACGAUGCUUUUGAGAAGAGGAAUGCCAUCAUCAUUGUCAUGGAGCUCUGCACUGGAGAAGAACUGCUGGAGCGGAUAGCAAGGAAGCCCUCUGUGAGCGAAUCUGAAAUACGCUCCUAUAUGCGCCAAGUCCUGGAGGGCAUCAGCUACCUCCACCAUCGUGGCAUCCUGCACCUUGACAUUAAGCCUGAAAACCUGCUGCUGGCUGAACCAGGCAGUGAUCAGGUGAGGAUCUGCGACUUUGGCAAUGCCCAGGAGCUGACUCCAGACGAGCCACGCUACUGCAAGUAUGGCACCCCUGAAUUUGUAAGCCCCGAGAUCAUCAGCCAGAGCCCUGUCUCCACUGUCACCGAUGUUUGGCCAGUGGGAGUCAUCACGUACCUAUGCCUUACAGGGAUCUCCCCAUUUGUGGGUGAGAACGACAAGACCACGCUCAUGAACAUUCGCAACUACAAUGUAGCUUUUGAGGAGAGCAUGUUCACAGGACUGACACGAGAGGCAAAAGGCUUUGUUAUCAAAGUGCUGGUCAAUGAUCACCUGAGGCCCAAUGCAGAGCAGACCCUAGAACAUCCCUGGUUCAAGACACUGGCAAAGGGCAAGAGCAUCAGCACUGAUCAUCUCAGGCUCUUCAUAUCUCGUAGAAGGUGGCAGCGCUCCCAGAUCAGUUACAAGUGCAACAUGGUGCCACGACCCAUCCCUGAGCUUCUGGAGGAUACAUCCAGCCACUUGUCCAUCGCUGUGCCACGCCUCCUCAAGGAGAGUUCAGUGCUGUCUUCGUCCUCCGACUCUGAUGACCCAGAAGAGUUGCCCUAUAUCCCCAUGCCCCUUCAGCCUGAAUUUUCUGGUUCUCGCAUGUCCCUCACGGAGAUCCCCACAGAUGAUGAGCCUCUGGGCCCAAAUGGUACUCCAGUGGACGAAGAAGGUACAUCUAUGGAGUGGCAGGAUGAGGGACAGGGAGCGGCAGUGCACACCAAGAGGAAGGAAGAGGUGGAAUCCUCUGUCAGAAGGCAAAAGGGUAAGUUGCCACGGAAGCGCUCCACAGAAGCUGAGGAGCCUAGCGGUUCUGAUGAGGAGGCUCAUGACUCCAGGAAGAGGCCCGAGUACCCCAGGAAGGCCCUGAAGAAAGGUUCUAGUCUGGAUUCCCCAGAAUCAUCAGAGAAGACUUCCCGCAAGGGAGAGCUGCGUCGUGGCAGUUCUGCAGAUAGCGCCCUGUUGCUUAGCCUUCCCUCAGAUGAAGCCGAGUAUCAGUCUCAUUCCCGCAAAAGACUGACCAAGGCAGCCUCCAUGGAGUUGCCCUCCCGGAGCCCCAGCCCUGGGACAUUGUACCACAGGAAGGGUGGUUUGCCUGAGGAAGAAUACACUCAGCGUUUGGAGCUCAUGCGCCAGCGCUUACUACGUGGCAGCCCUGUGGAUGGCAAAUUAAGUGGCUUGCGAGGACCCCUACUAGAGACACUCGGUCUUGAGAAGAAGGUGCCAAGGCCCCCCAGGUUGGAGAAACAGCUGUCCCCUGGACAUAAGAUGGUGCGCGCGGCAUCUAGUGAGGCAGCUCCUCAGCAGCUUCCCCCUGAGGGGCGCCUCCUCCAGAAGAGCAGCUCCUUCAGCCAAGGGGAUGGGGAGCCUGUUAUCCUGCACCGCCGCUCUGGAGCACCACUAGAAAUCCCCCUGGCACACACUGAGGCCCAGAGAUUGAAAGAGACACCAUCACUCUCGGCUCUGAAUGAGUCCAGGCCACAUACACCACAUGAGAUUCCCUCCAAGCCACCCACCCCUGAGACUGAAGAGUCAACAAAGCCUAGUAAUAGGCCUAGUUUGCGGAGACCAACAGCCAGAGGCUCUGAGGACAAGCUACUGGCCAGAUUGGCCAAACCUGAUACCCCAGCACCUGUGAAAGCCAUAGUUCCCCCAAGGGAAUCAAUACCACUCACACCAAUUUCGCCCUCUCCUGGCAGCUCAGCACCCAAGCGUUCUGCCUAUGCUGAGGUGAUGCAGUCCAUCAUGCUUCCAGCUCAUGAGGCAGCAGACUCUUCCGUUGCUGCCUCAGAAAGUGUACCCCAAGAUCCCUCAGCAGGUAUGCAGUCCCACACGGCUGUCUAUGCCAAGGUGGCCGCUCAGGCAUCUGGCCAAGAGCCAUCUGUCCCAGCUCGCUCCUCUAGUACGGAACACAUCCCGGACAUUGAUUCUGAAGAGGUGUUUGAGACCAAGUUCAAGAGAAGUUGGGAAGGCUCCCUCAGCAGGGGCCGUAAGCUACUUUCCAGGUCAGAGGAGCGGCAGCUGGCUUGGCCCCUGGUGCGGGAAGAAGGCAUGUACCGGCCAGGCCCAGUGGGUGCUCCGGUAGAGCUGUCCAAGUCCGCGGCCUCUCGGUGCCUCGGUGAGCGCUCUCAUUCAGUGCAAGACCUGCAUGAGGUGGAGAAAGAAACUGGCUUCAUUCGCAGGAUGUCAAUGCGACUCCGACGCACUCCCCCCGCUGAGAGAAGGAAGGUCAAGGUGGAGGAGGCAGGAGGAACCACCGUCCAGGGCCAGCGGCUUCCCAGGGGCCUGGUGUCCAAGGAGAAAAAGGACUCAGACAGCCUGCAGUCAGAGCCAGGAUCCAGUGAGUCCCCUGUCAUGGCUGUACGCAGGAAGAUUGGCACCACCAUGGAGCGCCUCUCUACACACCUACGCAGCCAUUCACAGCAGCAUGCUGAUGAAGCCCACACGGCCACGGUUGGUGACCGUGUCAGACAGCCUGAGAAGAGAAUCCCGUUGAUCUCUCAGCUGCGUCGGGCCAAUUCUGAGGGUGAGAACCUGCGUCAGGUGGGCAUCCCACAGAACCAGCUGGCCGCCCAAUCUGCCAACGUCCCUUCCACAGAGUCCUUCCAGUCUGACUCAUCCAUAGGCAACGCUCCCAGUGAAGGCCAGCGUCGUGGUUCUCGCUGGGAACGCUGGAAAGGAGAUGGCGUUGUCAUUGUGAACCAGCCCUAUGUGCUCAGUGCGUCAGACUUCCCUCCAGUUUUCCACAUAAAACUGAAGGACCAGGUAUUGCUGGAAGGAGAGGCAGUGCAACUCUGCUGCCUUCCUGCUGCCAGCCCUGCCCCCUGUAUACUGUGGAUGAAAGAUAAGUGUCCCAUUGUAUCGGAGGGCGUUCUCAAUAUAGUCGCAUGUAAAGAUGGCCGUCAGCUGCUUACCAUCUCUAAAGCCUCUAAAAAGGAUGCAGGCCUGUAUGAAUGCAAUGCAACAAAUGCCCUGGGCACCGCUACCAGCUCCUGCACAAUAUCCAUUGCACGGUUUCCUGGGAGACCAGGCACUCCAGAAAUUCCCCAGAAGUACAGGAACACAGUUUUGGUUCUAUGGAGGCCAGCAGAUAGUCAGGCACCAUGCACAUAUACGCUGGAACGCAAGAUGGAUGGGGAGCAUGAGUGGAAAAUAGUCAGCUCAGGCAUUGCUGACUGCUACUUCAACGUCACGGAUCUACCAGUGGGGAGCAACAUCAAGUUCCGCGUUGCCUGUGCCAACAAAGCUGGACAAGGGCCCUAUAGCAACCCCUCAGGGAAGGUGUUCAUUGAAAGUGCAGAGCCCAAGGCUGCCCACUCCGCUAUCACUGCCAAGAAGAGUACCGCUGCCCUAGAGAGAGUGUCUUCCACCAGAUCCACUCAGACCUCUGCUGGCCAGCUUCCCCAGCCAGCACCCAGAACCACAGAGCCCCUGCCUUCCACCCCUCCAAGGAAGCAGAAGGGGUCAGUGCCUAUAGCAGGACAGGCUCCGGCCAAGGAGGAGGAAUCUCUGGCUGCAGAGAAAGAAAAGACCACAACCACGCCACAGCCCUCCAGAGAGGUGUCUUCUUCUGAAUGUCCAGCCAUCACAGUGUCUUCUCCAGAGCCAGCACUGAAGCCCACCAGGACUGCAUCUUCCCUCAGCACCCGCGGUGCCUCGAUGACCACCAAGAUUCCACCUGGCCCAGCAGUCACCCCUGGCUCUUCUCUCUCCAAAUUCUCCCCUAUCUCUCCCGCAUCACCAACACCCAUGGCAGACUCCGCAGUGACCCUCUCCCCCAAAGCUCUUCCUUAUGUGGCCACUUCUUUUGUCUCUAACCCACCAGCAGCACCCGCUGACACGGAAGGUGCCUCCAGUCCCUUGACCACUCCCACGACGGAGGAAGUGCCUUCCCCAUCACGCUUUGUGAGUCGGAACACCACCCCCAGCAGGGACACCGGGAGCUGUGCCCGUGGCAGGCUCACUUCAGCGGCAAAGGAUGACUCGUCCUUACGUCAGGGGAUCCCUCAAAAACCCUACACCUUCCUGGAUGAGAAAGCAAGGGGUCGGUUUGGAGUGAUCCGAGAAUGCAAAGAGAAUGCCACAGGGAAGCGCUUCAUGGCCAAGAUUGUUCCCUAUGAGGCGGAGGAUAAACAGCGUGUUCUGCAGGAAUAUGAACUUCUUAAGGGCCUGCACCACGAGCGCAUCAUGGCAUUGCACGAGGCUUACAUCACACCCCGAUAUCUGGUACUCAUAACAGAGCACUGCACAGGGAAGGAGAUCCUCUACCACUUUGUUGACAGGUUCCGUUACUCCGAGGAUGACGUGGUGGGCUAUGUCACACAGAUCCUCCGGGGACUGGAGUAUCUGCAUGAGCGGCGCAUCGUCCACCUUGAUCUCAAGCCUGACAACAUUAUCGUCUCCUCCUUAAACACAGUAAAAAUAAUAGACUUUGGCAGCGCCCAAAAUUACAAUCCACUAGUGCUGCGCCAGCUAGGGCACCGUGUUGGCACACUAGAAUACAUGGGUAAGUAUAUUUUAGGGUUGGCAUGCCAUGGGAUUUGUCACAAGGAUGCCCAGAGGACUGACGUUUGGGGUGUGGGGGUCCUCACAUUCAUCAUGCUCAGUGGUCGGUCACCAUUCCUUGAAGCUGAUCCCUUGGAGACAGAGAGCAAGAUUCUGGCAGGGCGCUACGAUGCCUUCAGACUGUACCCCAAUGUCUCUCAGAGUGCUGCACUCUUCAUUCGCAAGGUCCUCUCUGCAUAUCCAUGGAGCCGCCCUGCCAUCAAGGAUUGCUUUGCCAACCCUUGGCUCCAGGAUGCAUACCUGAUGAAGCUGCGGCGCCAGACCCUCACUUUCACCACUAGUCGCCUGAAAGAGUUCUUGGUGGAGCACCAGCGUCGGCGCAACGAGGUGGCCACCAAACACAAGGUCUUACUGCGCUCCUACCGUGGCGCCAGCAGCCACCUGCCCUAGCCAUCUGCCCUGCUGGAGGAGCCACAGAACAUUCCGGCAGGGGGUGUGAUGGGCCAAGCACCCAUCCACCCAGCCAGGGUGGGACUGGUUGAUAUACCUCAUGGAUCAGGAAGAGUCGUCAGCACUGGCCGCUGUUCUUCACUCCACCCACCAGCCCUGGCAGAAAGCUGCCUUAGAGGGGUGAAUCAGUGCCCGAUGACAGAAAAUGGCAGAUUGACAACAUUUUCUACGGUGGGAUGGUCAGGGAGGGGUGACUUACUCUGGGAAAUGUGAGGGGCUUUGGAGCAAGGACAUUACUAGGCCGAGGCAAAAAAGCCACCUCACCAAAUAACACCUCUCUUGGACCUCAGAAGUUCCCUGGUGUGUUAUGCCUAAAGUGCUGCAUCUACACCCUGUGUAAGUCAGGUGCCUGGAAUAAGCCAGUCCUUUUUGUUAAAUAACAGCAGACACAAAGUAUGCUGUCUGCAGCCCUAGGAAGUGGGGCAUCUUCAACCUGAGCUGGGAGAAGAAAGAAAAAGAGGGAUUAGCCUUGGAGCCUGCAAUGAAGGCUUAAGCACUGGGAAAAUUCAGUUCCCACGUAUGUCGCUGACACACAAUAUAGGGAUGGAACGCUUCUUGAGCAUUUUGGGUCCCUGAAGCUAGGGUAAAGGGGCAUAUGGUGUCCACCCCCCAGUCCCACUCUUAGGAGCAGCCAAUAACCUGAAACACCAAGGAAGGGAGAAAUCCAGAACUGGUAGGAAGGCCCCUGGGGUUUGUUGCCAUCUGCAUCUGCCGGGUGUCUGGAAAAGGCUGGCAGUGUGAGGCACCUACUAGCCGUUUCUCCUUAUUCACUCCUCACCUCCCACUCUGCACAUUCGUUCCUGCAGCGUGUACUCUUCUGUCACUUACAGAUUACAGACACACAAUAGUCUUUUCUUGUCCUUCAGAACUGAUGCAGACACAGACAUCUCGUCUCCCUGCACGCCGCCUUGAAGUUCCACUUUCCCGUACGCCCUCCUUCCCACUCCAUACGUGCACACUUCACUCCUUCAAUACUCUCUUGCCCACAGCCCAUCUUGAGGCCUGCAAAACACUAAUAAUGAACCCCACACAAAACAGGCACACGUUUGCCAAACCCAUGUCCUUUGUUCUUCCAUGGUCAGGCAAACACGUGCCCCUGUUCAGGCUUCCCUGCGCUUCUGUUGUGUGGGUGGGGGUGGGGGUUGAGCUGGAUUUCACCAUAGAGGAAGAGAGGGGAGGGUCAAGAUGCCUUUCCUCUUACUGGCCUUGGGUGGCAGCUCUCUGUCUCUUUGCAGAUGCUCACUGUUGCAUCCACACAUGAGUUAGGGGAAGGAUUCAUCCACGGGGAUGAGGAAACAGGCCUGGGUUUUCCAGUUUUGCCAUGAAGCUUGGCCUGUAAAGGGUCCAUAGUAAGCCAGAGUUGAUACGUCUCAAUGAAAAGGGUGAAAGCCAUUCUGAAAACCAGAUUUAGACGUUCACUCAGCUGCAUUCAGCAGCAGGUGUGGACAUCCAGGAGAUGGAGACACCGAGACCUGGGUUUGUUGAGGAUGGUGCCUUGAUGAGCUGAGCUGGAGGCAGGCCGAGGAGUUUGGCUAAGGCCCCAGUCCUGUUGCAUGAAUGCAGCUACCCUGUGCAGUUUUGGCUGUGUGAAUCCAUGACCACAGUUCUCUGUCUCUGUAUUUUUUUAAUCCCCCACUCCAAUGUGUUUUGAUUGUGGAGAUGCUAAUUACUUUCUGGUGUGGAGCAGGCAAAGCAGCCAAGAGUCAAAAUAAAUGCAGUGGAUGACCCCAGUGGCUCUGUGUGAUCUCUGGGAAGCUAGCCAGACCAAGUGACUUCUUAGGUCCACAGUAAAAAAAGGAACCAGUUUAACUUGUUUCCCCCACAUACACACACACCACAUCAGAAACAAAAAUGAGCACUACCCACUGGCCCAUCAUUGGGCUAUGCACAGCCAUUACCUCGACCCCCACCCCACCCCAGGAUUGCUAUGGGAAUCUGCAAUCUGAAUUUGUACCGUCCCAGAAAG